This is a messenger RNA of Seriola dumerili (greater amberjack), 1084 nucleotides long. RefSeq names its product sesquipedalian-1-like. Gene Ontology annotation, cellular component: recycling endosome; trans-Golgi network; early endosome. Gene Ontology annotation, biological process: endosome organization; receptor recycling; retrograde transport, endosome to Golgi. The coding region runs from base 101 to 919 and encodes 272 amino acids. Lineage: Eukaryota; Metazoa; Chordata; Actinopteri; Carangiformes; Carangidae. The record is from RefSeq and is a predicted model, not a curated record. The transcript is spliced from 4 exons.
UUUAGCUACCAGGAAGUGAUUGGCACACACCCACGGAGGAAACUGAAAUACAUGUACACACUUCAGAAAGGUUCUGUUGUGAGCAGCCUGUGAUGUUGAAAUGAAGGUUGAUGAAAAAGUUGUCACCUAUUUCGAAUCUUGCAACUCACCUGUGGACAAGGAGGGGUACCUCUCCAAGAAGGGUGAGAUAAAGACUUCCUAUCAGAAGCGUUGGUUUGUGCUGAAGGGGAACCUCCUCUUCUACAAGGACAAGCCAGCCGACCGGGACCUGAUAGGCGUGAUUGUUCUGGAGGGCUGCACCGUUCAGCUGUGCGAGUCCGAGGAGCAGUUCGCCUUCUCGCUGGUGUGGAGCGAGCCGGGACUGCGAACGUACAAGUUUGCUGCCGAGGACCAGGCCAGUCAGGAGAGCUGGAUCAAAGCCCUGCUGUCGGCCAACCACAACUACCUGGCCCUGCUGGUGAUGGACAUGGAGAAGAAGUAUAGAGAUGCAUUAGUUGCAUUCUCCGGUGAACCAACCAACACUUUCACCAUGCCAAAUUUCAACACAACAGAGGCAGGAUAUUCUGCAGCCCUUCAGAGCAGACAAACUUCAACGCUGCCCUCGUACCCUGCAGCAGCUGUGGGAGCAGGACCCAGUCUCAGCCCCAAUCUGAUGCUUCAAACUCCGAGUAUUUCAUCCAAAACAGCUAGCAAGAGAUCACCUAAACUGUGGCCCAAGAGGAAUGCAAAUGUGGUGCCUAUUAACACUCCUGCUCCACCCAUGGGGGAGUGGUCAGGGGUCUGCUUAGGCACCAAGGAGGAAUUUAGUAAACUACACGAAGAUUUUGGAAAAGAAGUCAAGGAACUGAUUGCUAGUUGGUCAAAAAGAGGACAAGCAGGCGAAGUUGUUCAGGAAGAAAAUUUGAUAGAUUUUGGAUAAUAAAUAUGAAGUAUACACAGUGUCUAAACCUUGAUUUCAGUAACCAUGGUUGCAUUGCAAAGCUUUUAUGUAAAUAGGAAUUAGAAAUAUUGUUAAGAUAUAUUUAAGACGUAUAUAUUUGUAGUUGAAGAGCGUACUGUUUCUUUUUUUCUUUUUUUUUUUUAC